UGGGGAGGACGCUCGCCCCUCGAGGCUCUGCGCGGCGGCGGCGACGGCGGCGCCCGAGGCCGACGGCGCCUGUGAAGUGUGCGUUGUAGUGAUGUGAUCGCCGCACCCGCGAUGGAGGAUUAUUUCUACCUGGAGGAGGCGGCCUAUCCCAGCGCGGCCUACCGCGGCACGAAGGCCGACUUCGAGGGCGUCCAGCCGGGCGCCAGGCAGGACGCCGUGGGGAGCGGGGGCGCGGCAGCCCCGGGCGACGCCGAGGGCUAUGAGCUCACUCUCCUCGAGUCCCCCUGCGUGUACGACGUGGCUCAGUACCCUGGCUACCCUGGCGGGGGCGGCGGCGACCCCCCCUACGCCGGCUCCCCGCACUUCGCCCCGCACUACAACCAGGGCUGCGACUUCAACGCGCCCCUCGGUAAGCAUCCAGCGCCCCUCCCGGCGAAGGACCUCAGCCUGAGCCUCCUGCAGGAGCCGGCGCCGCACGCAGCCCCGGAGAGGGAGAAGGUCCCGCCGCACAGGACCUUCGUGCGACCGCAGCGCCGCAGGAGGCACCGGCCCCUCGGCAAGGAGAUCGUGCGCACUCGCAGGGUCGCCGCCAACGCCCGCGAGCGGCGCCGCAUGCACGGCCUCAACGAUGCUUUCGACCGCCUGCGGGAGGUGAUCCCUUGCCUCGGCAGCGACAGGAAGCUCUCCAAAUUCGAGACGCUGCAGAUGGCGCAGACGUACAUCGCCGCGCUGCAGGAACUGCUCAAGACGUCGGGGGCGGCGAGGUGAACCAACGCAGACGCAGACGAAGAAAACAUCGCCGGGAGUGUCGUGCAAAAAGCCUGCGGGCACGUGAAUGGCAGACCGAAGGGCCUCGGAGGGACACUGAUCAUAUCGACCGGAAGGUGAAAGACAAAUAACACACACACA
Molecule: messenger RNA, 909 nt
Organism: Penaeus monodon (black tiger shrimp)
Lineage: Eukaryota; Metazoa; Arthropoda; Malacostraca; Decapoda; Penaeidae
Product: neurogenic differentiation factor 2-like
Exons: 1
Coding region: 112-768 (218 amino acids)
Molecular function (GO): protein dimerization activity
Source: RefSeq, a predicted model, not a curated record